Messenger RNA from Sabethes cyaneus, 732 nucleotides. RefSeq lists its product as uncharacterized. The record is from RefSeq and is a predicted model, not a curated record. The transcript has a single exon. The coding region runs from base 1 to 732 and encodes 243 amino acids. Lineage: Eukaryota; Metazoa; Arthropoda; Insecta; Diptera; Culicidae.
AUGAGCACUCGAACCGAUGAAUUUCUGCAACAUUGGAUAGCAGAACGGACGACUAAACCCUAUCGUGAAUUAGUCGGAUGUUUGAUGUAUGUUGCUUUAACAUCGCGACCUGAUCUGUGCGCCGCUGUUAAUUAUUUCAGCCAAUUCCAGAGCUACCCUACCGAACAACACUGGGUACAUUUAAAAAUAGUUCUACGUUAUAUUCAGGGAACGCUUGACCUCGAAUUGGUUUACAAAGGAAAUGAUAAUGUGUCAGUACUGGAAGCAUAUGCAGAUGCAGAUUGGGCGAAUGACACGACUGACAGGAAGUCAUUAUCGGGAUACGUCUUUCGCGUUUUUGGUAGUACCGUUUGUUGGGUGACCAGGAAGCAAUCAACGAUUUCGCUGUCAUCUACUGAAGCGGAGCUUGUGUCAUUAAGUACGGCAGUAUGUCAUGGAACAUGGUUAGCGCGACUAUUAGGAGAUGUUGGUAUCGAAUUGAGUAACCCAGUCACCUAUUUCGAAGACAACCAAUCGACUAUUCGUGUAGCAGAAGAUGAUCGUGGAGUAGGUCGUCUAAAGCAUAUUGAUGUGAAGCACAUGUUUGUACGAAAUGAAAUACAACAGGGGCGUGUUAUACUGCAGUAUGUGUCAACAACCGAGCAGCUAGCUGACGUUAUGACGAAAGGUCUGCCAGUAGCAAUUUUUCAGAAGCAUCGACAAAAUCUAGGAUUGAUGAGUUCAGUAAAUUGA